Molecule: messenger RNA, 681 nt
Organism: Microsporum canis CBS 113480
Lineage: Eukaryota; Fungi; Ascomycota; Eurotiomycetes; Onygenales; Arthrodermataceae
Exons: 1
Coding region: 1-681 (226 amino acids)
Cellular component (GO): mitochondrion
Source: RefSeq, a predicted model, not a curated record
AUGGCUCUCUCAGCUAUGGGAUGGAGAGCAAGUCCAGGGGCGUACACAUCCCUACCAACCCAUAUUCAUAAUGGCCGCUCUCUAUUCCGCCCUGUUCUGCGUCGUCAGCUCCAUUCUGAAUCUCCAUCCUCCUCUCGGAUGCGAGCAAGGCUCCAGUCGUUCAAUAACCGUCUUCCAAAAUUCCUCCGGUCGUACACGACACCCCUUUUUAAUGCGCCAGUCACACAUAUUACUUCUUUCCUGAUACUUCACGAAUUAACAGCUAUUUUACCCCUUUUUGGUCUCGUCGGGAUCUUCCACUAUGGUGGGUGGUUACCAUCCCUGGGGAAUUCUGAUGGUACUUCGCCUGUAGACGAGGGAGUCAGGAAAUUCGGAAAAUGGCUUCGAAAACGCGGUUGGGUCCAAGAGGAUGUGGAAGAUAUAUCUAUCGUGAAUAGCGGGACUAGUGUUUCCGGCGAGAAGACGCUUCAGGGUCAAGGCAGUGCUGCCGAACUUACUGCCAAAGAUAACCAAGGAAUGCGAUUAAUCUUGGAGUUUGCUACGGCAUACGCGAUUACAAAGGCUUUACUACCAGUAAGGAUUGUGUGGAGCGUAUGGGCAACUCCAUGGUUUGCAAGAACCGUUGUUGGGCCCUUUGGACGAGCCGUUGGACAUGUGACCUCUGCAUAUAAACGAAAAUAG